Messenger RNA from Vitis riparia (riverbank grape), 3040 nucleotides. Its product is annotated as elongation factor 2. Lineage: Eukaryota; Viridiplantae; Streptophyta; Magnoliopsida; Vitales; Vitaceae. The record is from RefSeq and is a predicted model, not a curated record. Gene Ontology annotation, biological process: translational elongation. Bases 164 to 2695 code for a protein of 843 amino acids. The transcript has 4 exons. Gene Ontology annotation, molecular function: GTPase activity; ribosome binding; GTP binding. Gene Ontology annotation, cellular component: cytosol; ribonucleoprotein complex.
GGGUUUCCGAGCCACCUAUCCUCAUUUCUUCUCAGUAACCCUUUGUCUGGAGACUGAGAAGUGAUAAGAGCCGCACCCUCCUGCAGCCGCCCUCCUCUUCUCUCGGUGGUGUAACACCUCCGUACUGAAACUUUGUGUUUGUGAUAUUUAGAGAGCAGUCAAGAUGGUCAAGUUUACAGUUGAGGAGCUUCGUAGGAUUAUGGACUACAAGCAUAACAUUCGUAAUAUGUCAGUUAUUGCUCAUGUUGAUCAUGGAAAGUCAACCCUCACAGAUUCUUUAGUGGCUGCUGCUGGUAUUAUUGCUCAAGAAGUUGCUGGUGAUGUUCGGAUGACAGAUACCCGCCAGGAUGAAGCUGAGCGUGGUAUCACAAUUAAGUCUACUGGUAUCUCUCUCUACUAUGAGAUGAGUGAUGAGUCUCUCAAGAACUACAGGGGAGAGAGGCAAGGGAACGAAUACCUUAUCAAUCUUAUUGAUUCCCCUGGGCACGUGGACUUCUCAUCUGAGGUUACUGCUGCUCUUCGUAUUACUGAUGGUGCACUUGUGGUUGUGGAUUGUGUUGAGGGUGUUUGUGUCCAGACCGAAACUGUUCUGCGGCAGGCCCUGGGUGAAAGGAUCCGUCCUGUCUUAACUGUCAAUAAGAUGGACAGGUGCUUCCUUGAGCUUCAGGUUGAUGGAGAGGAGGCUUACCAGACAUUCUCAAGGGUUAUUGAGAAUGCAAAUGUUAUCAUGGCUACUUAUGAAGAUCCACUUCUUGGUGAUGUUCAAGUUUACCCUGAAAAGGGAACAGUUGCGUUCUCUGCUGGUUUGCAUGGUUGGGCAUUUACUCUAACCAACUUUGCCAAAAUGUAUGCUUCCAAAUUUGGAGUUGAUGAGUCUAAGAUGAUGGAAAGGCUUUGGGGUGAGAAUUUCUUUGACCCUAGUACCAGAAAAUGGACCACCAAGAACACUGGUGCUCCCAACUGCAAGCGUGGUUUUGUUCAGUUCUGUUAUGAACCCAUCAAGCAGAUCAUCAACACUUGUAUGAACGAUCAGAAGGAUAAACUGUGGCCUAUGUUGCAGAAGCUUGGUGUGACCAUGAAGUCUGACGAGAAGGAUUUGAUGGGAAAGGCACUGAUGAAGCGUGUGAUGCAGACAUGGCUCCCAGCAAGUACUGCCCUCCUAGAAAUGAUGAUUUUCCACCUUCCCUCACCUUCCACGGCUCAAAAAUACCGUGUAGAGAACUUGUAUGAGGGACCCUUGGAUGAUAUCUAUGCCACUGCUAUUAGAAACUGUGAUCCUGAAGGCCCUCUCAUGCUCUAUGUCUCAAAGAUGAUUCCUGCUUCUGACAAAGGCAGAUUCUUUGCUUUUGGACGUGUUUUCUCUGGCAAGGUUUCAACUGGUUUGAAGGUAAGAAUCAUGGGUCCAAACUAUGUCCCUGGUGAGAAGAAGGAUCUGUAUGUCAAGAGUGUGCAGAGAACUGUUAUUUGGAUGGGAAAGAGGCAGGAAACUGUUGAGGAUGUGCCCUGUGGAAACACUGUAGCUAUGGUUGGUUUGGAUCAGUUCAUCACUAAGAAUGCUACAUUGACCAAUGAGAAGGAGUCUGAUGCCCAUCCAAUCAGAGCAAUGAAGUUCUCUGUCUCACCUGUUGUUCGUGUUGCAGUGCAGUGCAAAGUUGCAUCUGACCUUCCUAAACUUGUUGAAGGUUUGAAGCGUUUGGCAAAGUCAGAUCCUAUGGUGGUCUGUAGUAUUGAGGAAUCUGGGGAGCACAUCAUUGCUGGUGCUGGUGAACUCCACCUGGAGAUCUGUUUGAAGGAUCUGCAGGAUGAUUUCAUGGGUGGUGCUGAGAUUGUUAAGUCUGACCCUGUUGUGUCCUUCCGUGAGACUGUUCUUGAGAAGUCUUGCAGAACUGUGAUGAGCAAGUCCCCUAACAAGCACAACCGUCUCUACAUGGAGGCCCGACCUUUGGAGGAAGGUCUUGCAGAGGCCAUUGACGAUGGUCGUGUUGGUCCAAGGGAUGAUCCCAAAGCUCGUUCCAAGAUCUUGUCUGAGGAGUUUGGUUGGGACAAGGAUCUUGCAAAGAAAAUCUGGUGUUUUGGACCUGAGACCACUGGCCCUAACAUGGUGGUUGAUAUGUGUAAGGGAGUUCAGUAUCUUAAUGAAAUUAAGGAUUCUGUUGUUGCUGGGUUCCAGUGGGCAUCAAAGGAAGGUGCAUUGGCUGAAGAAAACAUGAGGGGUAUUUGCUUUGAAGUCUGUGAUGUGGUCCUCCAUGCUGAUGCAAUUCACAGAGGUGGUGGUCAAGUCAUUCCCACUGCUAGGAGGGUCAUCUAUGCUUCCCAGCUGACAGCUAAACCCCGACUCCUUGAGCCAGUCUACUUGGUGGAGAUCCAAGCCCCAGAGCAGGCACUUGGUGGAAUCUAUAGUGUUCUGAAUCAAAAGCGUGGGCAUGUAUUCGAGGAAAUGCAGAGGCCGGGUACCCCACUCUACAACAUCAAGGCAUACCUCCCUGUCGUCGAAUCCUUUGGAUUUUCUGGCACUUUGAGAGCUGCAACCUCAGGACAGGCGUUCCCACAGUGUGUGUUUGAUCACUGGGACGUAAUGUCAGCUGACCCGCUUGAAGCUGGUUCAACUGCUGCCCAACUUGUAGCAGAUAUCCGAAAAAGGAAGGGCUUGAAGGAGCAGAUGACCCCGCUAUCUGAGUUCGAGGACAAGCUAUAAGUGGUCCGUGAUCAUUGUCAAAUAAAGCAAAAGAGGACCAUAUUGGUGGAAUGUGACGAUGAUACUCAAGGUAAGGGUGAUUUGAGCAUAAUUUUGUUUUCAUUAAUAUUUUUACCGUGGAGUAGUAGUACUUUAGUGGUGUUGAAGUUGUAACGGGGGAUGUUUCCCGUUUUUUCAAAUUAUGUUUUCAAUUUAGUCAUGGUCGACAAGAACAGCAAAGUUAAUGUUAUCUCGUCUAUAUGGUUUUGUCGUGGAACUAUUUCAACCAACAUUGGUUUGGAGAGAUGAUACUAUUUUUUUUUUCUUAAACCAUGGUUGAAUGUUUUUCUAUUUGAUUGGAUUCUA